Messenger RNA from Leucoraja erinaceus (little skate), 6070 nucleotides. It is a transcript of the gene nfatc1, whose product is annotated as nuclear factor of activated T cells 1. Lineage: Eukaryota; Metazoa; Chordata; Chondrichthyes; Rajiformes; Rajidae. Gene Ontology annotation, molecular function: RNA polymerase II cis-regulatory region sequence-specific DNA binding; transcription factor binding; DNA-binding transcription factor activity, RNA polymerase II-specific. Gene Ontology annotation, biological process: cytokine production; calcineurin-NFAT signaling cascade; regulation of transcription by RNA polymerase II. The record is from RefSeq and is a predicted model, not a curated record. Gene Ontology annotation, cellular component: transcription regulator complex.
UUUACCGGAGGCUGCAAGCCCAGUUGGCCGCCGCGCUCAGCUGCGUCUUGUGGGAACCAUCGUUGGCUUCUGUACCCCCUCCAACCCGUACCCCCACCCCCCAUCCCCGCACCCCCACACCACAAUGACUUCUCUGUGCGAGGACGAGGAAGAGUUUGACUUCGACAUUCUCUUCGAGUUUAACCAGCGCGAUGCUGCCUCCAGCGCUGCGGGAGGAGAAGCCUACAAUUUUGCUUCACCACACAUAAAAGUCACUCCGUCAGGUGUAGUGAAUCCUUCUGCUCCUAUAUCGUGCCAUGGCCUGCAGUCUUCAAAUCAAGGUCUCUCCGCACUGCCAUCAACACAUGGAAUGAUGGGAUAUGGUGGCAACAUUGACAUCAGUGCUUCAAGCUACUACCUGACUCCGAACAUCAGACCAAAUGGUGGGGGAGCCCUUGAGAGUCCAAGGAUAGAAAUCACUCCUUAUCCCGGAAUGCACAUUGGCCAUAAUCAGUUUGCCAGUGAAAUUGAGAUCGAUGGAAUUGAAAAUGGUUCAGGGUUUAAACGUUCCAGUUCAUUAGUUACACUGCCUCUACCCAAUCCAGAUGCCUACAGAGACCCUUCAUGCUUAAGCCCAGCAAGUAGCCUCUCAUCUCGUAGUUGUCACUCGGAAGCGUCAGAGUCCAGUUAUUCCAUUCCUUACGAGGGCUCGCCACUUGCCUCUCCUUGGCAAUCACCAUGUGUCUCCCCAAAAGGCACUACCCAUGAGGAGGGGUUCCCUCGAGGCCAAGCUGCCUGCACCCUGUGGAACUCCCCCAGGCACUCUCCAGGCACUUCGCCAAGGACAAGCAUCACCGAGGAGAACUGGCUGAGCCCACGGCCCACGUCAAGGUCAUCGUCUCGGCCACAGUCCCCAUGUGGCAAAAGAAGGCAUUCGUUCAAUGGUGGGUACUACCGGCAACCAUCUUACUCACCGCAUCAUUCUCACACACCGUCACCGCAGGCAUCUCCUCGGGUAAGCGUGACUGAGGAAACAUGGCUGGGGAGUGGGAACCAGUACAAUUCUGCUAUCCUUGCUGCCAUUACUGCCCUCACCACUGACACUUGCAUGGACAUCAACGACAGUAUACCAGUCAAGUCUCCGAGAAGAACAAUACAAGACCAGACCCCUUCCAUGCCUCUCAAACCUGAGCCAGGUAAUGACGAUCAACGAGCCUAUUCACCCUCGGCAGAUCUGUUGCAAGAAGAAUUUUCUGGGUCUCGUCUUCCCGUCAAAAAAGAAGCUUUUUGUGACCAAUAUUUAUCAGUCCCUCAGCAUCCAUAUCCAUGGGCAAAACCAAAAUCUGUCUCAUCAUCACCAUCAUCAUUUGCCAGCUCUACUUUACCUGCCCUUGACUGGCAGCUGCCAUCCCAUGCAGGGCCAUACGAGCUGGAGAUUGAAGUACAGCCUAAGUCACAUCACAGAGCCCACUACGAGACAGAGGGCAGUCGUGGAGCAGUAAAAGCAUCUGGUGGCGGCCAUCCAAUUGUGCAGCUCCAUGGUUAUAUGGAAAGUGAACCCCUCACUUUGCAGCUGUUCAUUGGGACAGCAGACGAUCGCCUGCUGAGACCACAUGCCUUCUACCAGGUCCAUCGCAUCACCGGCAAGACAGUUUCUACCACCAGCCAUGAAAGCAUCAUCAGCAACACCAAGGUCCUGGAGAUCCCUCUGCUGCCAGAAAACAACAUGAGAGCAAACAUCGAUUGUGCUGGGAUACUGAAACUUCGAAAUUCUGACAUCGAACUGAGGAAAGGUGAGACUGACAUUGGACGGAAGAACACAAGAGUAAGGCUGGUCUUCCGUAUCCAUAUCCCACAACCCAGUGGUAGAACUGUCUCGCUGCAGGCUUCGUCAAAUCCCAUUGAGUGCUCCCAAAGGUCUGCCCAGGAGUUGCCAUUGAUAGAAAAGCAAAGCAUUGACAGGUUUCCAGUGACUGGUGGGAAGGUGAUGAUUUUAAACGGCCACAACUUUCUUGCAGAGUCGAAAGUCAUCUUUGUGGAAAAAGCAGCAGAUGGACAUCAUGUGUGGGAGACUGAAGCAAAGACUGACAAGGAGUUCUUUAAACCUAAUACACUCAUUGUUGAAAUUCCGCCCUAUCGGAACCAGCGCAUUACCAGCCCUGUUCAAGUUUAUUUCUAUGUCUGCAAUGGGAAACGGAAGAGGAGCCAAAGUCAGCGCUUUUCCUAUCUACCAGCUAAUGUUCCCGUUAUAAAAACAGAACCUGCCGAUGACUAUGAACCGGCCUUAGUCUACGGAUCACUUCAUGAAGGCAUGAGCCCCUUGUCUCAGCCCUACUACUCUCAACCAGUCAUGGUCCCCGAGAUUACUCCAGACCCUAGUUCCUGCCUUGUCGGUAGUUUUCCCUCUUGUCAACAGAGGAACGCUGGGUUAUCAUCCUCCCCUACAUCAGGUCACAAGCAGCACGAAGUUGCACCUGCCCCCUAUGCAAAAUGCACCAGCAGCACAGCCAACACCCAGCUUGGUCACCGACAGUCUGGAACAACAGUGCCUGCUCUUCAAGACGUGAACAGAUCGGUUGUUGUGCAUCCAGGUUCGCCCACUCACUCUGCCCACGGCCUGAUGCAUCCCCCGAUGACUCAGCACCUGAACAGUAGCUGUUCCCAUGGCUUCCAACAUGCUCUGUAUCCCAACAAUCUUUCUCCUCAAGGCCCUUCCCCCUCACCAGAGGCAACUUACGUGCAGCCCUUCAGUCCGACAAACUCCGCAGCAAGGGGGCAACAACAGCAAGCUCAGAAGCCACCAAAUAAUAGGGCUCAAUCCAGUCCGUCAAUGAUGCCACCAAUCCAAGGGGAGAAUGGCCCGGAUUUGACUCCCUUGCAAGUUACAGUGAAACAAGAGCCUGAAGAACUGGACCAGUUGUAUCUGGAUGACGUAAAUGAAAUCAUACGCAAUGAUCUCUCAAGUGCCUCUGUCCAUGGACAUUCGUAGUUAAAAAUCGCUUCAAGACAAUGGAGAGAAUGAAGAUGGUCCAUUGUAGGCAUCAAGAUGUUGACCACGUAAAGACCACGGUCUACACUGCCUCAAAGAAAAUUCAUCAAAUGUAAAAAACAAGCUUUUAUUUCUCUUUUUUAGAAAUAAUUCGCGAUGCAAACUGUUUUCUGUUUUCUAAUGAUGCAAGGAUGUUGACUGAUGAGCAGCCGAUCAUCCCAGUGAACUAUUGUGUGGACGAAUUCUCAAUUCUGCCAUGAACUGUCUUCCUGGAUCAUUCCCAUGUGAAAAUGUUUAAAUAAUUCCAAAGAAUCAAUAAUGUUGCAAAGGAAUGCAUACAAUGAAAAUGAUUAAUUUAGAGGUUUUGAAGUAUGCAGAUAAAAGUGCCUUAUGUUUACUUUUGUUAUGGAAGGUUCCAUCAGUUAAAAUAAUCAGUUUAUAGAAAUUAAUAUUAAAACAAGCCCUUUGUAGGAAUAUUUUAUCAGCAUAAAGAAUUUAAAAGAAAUUAAUGUGAAUUAGUAGGCAAUUGACAAUGUUUUUUACGAAGGAGAUCAUGCUUAGAUUUUUAGUGAACGAUGUGUAACUGUACAUUGCAUUUCAAUUCAAAACAACUGAUGUAUUCAGUGACACUGUAAAUCCAUCCAUCACUCCAAUAGACAAUUCCUGGUUUUGGCUGCCUGAUCUAUAGCUUGAGCCAGGAUGUAAUGUCAUACAUUGGAUGGAAUGAGACCUUACAAAAAUUCCAAAAGACUCUGGAGAUGGCCUUAUAAAAAUACUAUCAAUACCUCCAACGUCAUGGCUAUGCAGACCAUAGUAAGAUGUCAUUGUACACUUCAUAGGAUUAAAGGAUUCAUUUUCCAAAAUAUGUUAACAAAAUGACUAGAUGUUUGGUAUGUUUUGUGCUGAAUUGUUUACUUAUUGCCAUUCUCUGUACAUUCACAGAUAUGUUAAAAUCUGCUAUCUUUUACUGGUGUACCUUUGAGUUUGAUAUAUUAUAUAACUCAAAGGAUGGGUUUAGAGUUACUUCUUUUGUGCCAGUUAGGGAAUAUGUCAUGAGAAAACCAAUUUCAGAUUUUAUGCGCACAAAAUGUUGAAAAGCAAAAACAAUUACAUUUUCAGUACAUUAACAGAAAUUGUCCUUUAUGUAUCAACUGUUACUAAAAUAUUCAUUGCACGUCGGGAAUUCAGUUCACGCUACCAUCUAUUCACAUCUACUUACCAGUUUGCUUAAUACCAUGCGAUUUCUGGACCAACUAGUUAGUGGGUGUUUUCUCUCUUAACGUACAAAGCUAGAAUAAGCAUAGAAGUGCAUUUCCUUAACUUUUCCAGUUGUGUAAGCACUUUAGAAAGUACAGCACAGAACAGUACAAAGUAAUCUGCCUCAACAGGUAACUUUAAUUUUAUUUUUUAAUUCUUGAAUCAAACUUAGACUUCUCAGCUCACUGUGCUGUAGAAAAAAUGUUUAAACUUUAUCUUAAAUGCAACUUCUACUGAGCUAUUUACAUUAAUGCUAUGUUAAAUCUUUAAACAUUGUGCUUUUAAUAAUAGUGAUUGCAGCUUUAUAGUUAAAGUAGAAUUUCAGACUAUAUAGCUUAACUGAAAUUAAAUAAUCACUCCUUUAUGUUAUGUUUUUAUAAUAGAUAGAGUUGAGUUCAUAUGGCAUGUGUAAACUGCUACCAUUUUGAGUGCCUUAACCAUUAGUGCCCUCUUUAUGCUUUGCCUGGGAAUUACUUAAUUGUUGUACUAGAUCAAUGUACCAAAUCAUGUUAUUUAGUUCCUGUGCACAUGAACCACAGAUGACAAGUGUGGGGAACCGCUUCAGCAAAAAAGUGAAAACCAAAUGGCAACAGAUUGUUUGUGCUCCUGCUAUUCCCUUAUUGCAAAUCUUACCACAAAGACAUCUCAGUAGCAUAUUGUGAAGUGUUCAGGACAUAUGGUGGCAAUACUUGUCCUGAUUAAGAAUUCUAACUAGGACAAGCUUCUGAGAAUUCAGCUCCGGGGGGUGGGGGGUUGUUUCCUGGCUCUGAGGCAUUGUAUGCAAUACAGCUUACCUGUUCAAUUAGUGCAAACUGCCAUUGUGUUGUUUAAUGCAUCUUUUUCUUCCUGAUGCCUCUCAACCACUGCAAUCCUUUGCACCUGUCCACACCACACACAUUUAAUUCCAUUUAGGAAGAGAUUUGUCUGAUUGCUGUUCAAAUAGUAGCUUCUGACAAAUAAAAUAUAGGCUGGGAAAGGUAAGAGCAACUCACGUAAGUAACAUUAAAACAAAAAGGAAAACUAUGCUCAAUUAUGUGUGAGGAUAAUGUCAAGCAUUUUCUCCAUUUUAUUUAUGCCAUUAAUACAAGGUUACCAAUUUUGUUUUAUAAUAUAACUAUUACCCCUAGGUCUGUUGUGUAGAAAUAUAAUUAGGAGGAAUGCUGAAAUAGUUGUUUAUACAACUUGUGUAGCAGGAUAACUUUCUUCAACUAUGUCUGAGCAGUAAAUCCUGCAAUCAUGUUGCAGAAAUGCAAAAAAAAUGCAAAAUUGCUUUUGUUAACGUAAAAAAAAAGUUUUGAAAUGGCAGCUUAUUGUUGCAAUAUAUCUGCAGUGCAUUAAAUGUGAUUACUUGCAAUUUACUACAACUAGACUGGUUCAAGCCAAUGGACCUUUGAUAAGUUGCAGCCACUUCCAAUCUCCUAAAACACCAGCUGCCUUCUUUCUUUUGUAUAAGUAAAACCUGCUUCUUUUUAAAUUGCAUUUGCGCUGGAUUUUAUAGGGAAAAGACUGUUCUGACUUUCUAUGAGUAUUCCCAGAAGGAAACCGGAGGAGAGGCUGGACUUGGAAUAUACAUUAGAAUGUAUAAUAACUCUGACUUACUGGUUGAAGCCUCUAGAGCAAAACACACGCCACUUUUUCACUUAAUUUCAGGAAUGGCUCUUAAGUUAAAUAGACAAAGUUCCUGCAUUGUGUGUUGUGUCUCUCAUGUUCUCCAAAGCUUCUAUUUUCCUGUAUAUUUGUAUGUUUUUUGUUUUUUUUUGCAUUCUUGCUGUUAGUGUAACCUGUUUAAUGGAAAUUAUGCAAAUAUUUUCUACAUGUAAUAUAUAAUAAAAGCACACUUUGAAG